Messenger RNA from Portunus trituberculatus (swimming crab), 806 nucleotides. Its product is annotated as protein obstructor-E-like. The record is from RefSeq and is a predicted model, not a curated record. Gene Ontology annotation, cellular component: extracellular region. Gene Ontology annotation, molecular function: chitin binding. NCBI's taxonomy places the organism in Eukaryota, Metazoa, Arthropoda, Malacostraca, Decapoda, Portunidae. Bases 38 to 520 code for a protein of 160 amino acids. The transcript has 5 exons.
CAGAGUCAUCGACUGCCUCAGAGCAACAGGACCAAGAAUGGAGCAGAAGUUUGGCCUCAACGGUGUGCUUCCGGCACUCUGCAUCCUCCUGCUGGCUGUCUACGCCCAAGGUCUGCAGGUGUGUCCAAGUCUCUCCUGUCCGACUCCCGCCGGCUUUUUUGCCCACCCGACUAACUGCGACAGUUACGUCAAGUGUUCGCAUGGAGCCGUUACCAUCAAGCAGUGUCCGGAAGGCCUUGACUACAACCCGGAAAUGAGGCGCUGCGACUAUCCCCGACUGGCCCAGUGCAACAUCACAGCGCGGUUAGUGAAGUCUGGGUGUUCCCUCGAAACCAGUGACCCGAAAACUCGCCUCAAGCUCGACUUGUUCGGCUCCUCAGAGUCCUCAGACUCCUCAGACUCCUCAGAGUCGUCAGGUUCCUGGAGUCGUCAGUGGAGUGUGACUGUGACUGUUGCCUCAAGCCCCACGACGUUUGCACCAAGUACUACGAGUGUGUCCAGAGCGGCGAAGCUGUUGUGAGGGAGUGUUCAGAUGGUCUUGUGUUCAAUCCUCAUAUUGAAAACUGCGACUUCCCAAGCAACUACCAGUGUCCCACGCCCCCGCCCGUUUGUGAGUGUGACUGUCGCUACCCCGUGGAGGGAGAAUGCAACGCCUUCUACGAUUGCAAGGACGGAGAGCCGGAGAAGAAAUACUGUCCUGACGGUCUGUUCUUCAACCCUGAAACCAAUGUGUGCGGCCUGUACUGCCAUCAAACCACACCGCGCCCGCCAACCACCACUACCACACCUCAACCGACCACCACCAC